AUGGGUGGCCGUGGCGCGGAUCGAGGAGGAGAUUACGCGUCGUCAUCAGAUGACCAGAAAUGGUUUUCGUCGUCACGACAUUUUAUGUGCGCUGAAUGUCAUAAAUAUUUUAGGAAUAAGAAAGAAUAUUAUUAUCAUGCCGAAGAUUGCCUUCUUGAGGCGUUUGAACACGAAAUCGAGGUGAAUCGCGCGUCGACGUCUCAGGAAAUUGAUUCGCAAAUAGCGGAACUUGAAGCUUUAGAUGUCAGCGAGAGUAACCAUUAUGAUUGGCCGGACAUCAGAAAAGGCCAAAAAAAUCAGUAUUUGCAAUUGCCUGGAAUGACAAUUAAAACUAGCGGUCCAACCGAAAAAGGCGAUUUCGCCCGUAUUGAUGUAAAUAAGCAACUUGAGCAGAAAGGUUGGGACGACAUGAAGGUGGUGCUAACGACGAAACGAAGUGAGCUCGACGAGCCGCCUCCGGCGGAGCUCGACGAGAUGCGAAUGAUCGACGCGCCGCCGAAACGCGAUCGACAUGAUGUCGACGAGGUGAUCGUUGGACCACGCGGCACCAAAAUAAUGGUGUCGGUGGAAAGCGAGCGAAGCAGCGCUGAGAAUGCGCACGAGGACGAGCCGCCGCAGCUCGUCUCGGAAGUGUUGGACAAAAAUCGCGUGACGCUCGAAGCCGUUGAUGAUUUUGAUGACGAUAAUGAUAAUGGCGGUGGCGGCGGCGGCGGCGACGAUGAUGAUGGCGAUGAAGCGCCCGGUGUGAGCUUCAUUCCCAACGAGAACGGCAAAAUUGUUGGCGCGUUGGCGAAUGGUUCCGACGACGCGUGGAAGCCGAAAAUGGAAUGUCCCACUUGUGGUUUGGUGUUGUAUCGCCACAAUUUUGCGACGCAUUAUCGCAUUCACACCGGCGAGUUGCCGUAUUUGUGCGAGUUUUGCGGUCGACGAUUCAGGACCUCGUCGUCGCUGAAAGUGCAUAUUCGUGCUCAUACUGGCGAGCGGCCGUAUCAAUGUCCUUCUUGCGCUUAUGGAACAGUAACCAAAAGGAAUCUUGACCGGCACAUCAUAAAUCACCACGUGAGAAGCGACACCGUCAAGGGACCAUUAAUGCGUAAAAGCAGGUACCGCACGGACAUCAUUGGCGCCAAAUUUGAGUCGUAUUCGAAACGAGUGCGAAACAUGCGGCGAAACUCGAAUAAUUCGUAUGUCGUCGUUCCCCAACAGAAUUCUGUCGAAUAUGAAGAAGUCGUCGAAAUGGAAGAAGAGGAGACGAGGGAUGAAAUGACCGAAGGAAUGAUAUUGGAGGCGGAAGAAGUGGAUUUAGUUUAA
Messenger RNA from Caenorhabditis bovis, 1311 nucleotides. NCBI's taxonomy places the organism in Eukaryota, Metazoa, Nematoda, Chromadorea, Rhabditida, Rhabditidae. The record is from the annotation of a GenBank genome assembly.